AUGGCGCCGGGGCUGUCCCCCACACAGCGCCAAAUAUGCCAGAAGCAGCCGCACUUGAUGAAGCUCGUGGCCGAGGGUGUCCAGCUGGCGAUUGCCGAGUAUCGGCACCAGUUCCAGGCCAAGCGGUCGAACUGGACCACGGAGAAUGGGCUCGUCCCUUUACCUCGGUCGGCCGCCGCGGGAGUGGUGCACGCGGUGGCGCGCGCCUGCUACACCCCGCAGGUGAUCCGCGACAGCUGCACCUGGACCUAUGACCCCUUGCUGCACCCCAGAGGUAACAUCGAAUACGGAGCCCAUUUCGCCAAGGUGUUUGUGGACGCGAGUGUCCACGACCGCUGGAGGCGAGGGGGACAACGCAAGUCUUUGGCGAAACUCGUGCAGAUGGAUUUGCACAACUACGAAGUUGGUCGCGUGGUGAUGGAAGAACUGUUGUACUACUGCGGUUGCGACAACAGAACCGGUGAAUGCGACAGAGUCUGCCUGCCGCUGCGCGAAGACUUUCGCGACGUUGGCGACUUUCUGAACGUGAGCUCACGGCUGCCGGGAAAGUACGACAGAAGUUCCGCCAUGCGGCUGGUGAGGGACAACAGGAGCGGUGGAAGUGGCGGCGCCGCCCGCUGGCGUCUGGAGCCGGUGAACGAGUGGUUGACGGCGCCCUCGGAGUAUGACCUGGUCCACGUGAGCGCCAGCCCGGAGUACUGCGUCCGUGGCAGCACCAGCGGAGCGGUGGGGAGGCAGCGCUGCAACGACACCGAGGCAGCCGAGGAAUGCACCGUCACAUGCUGCGACAGAGGAUACGACAUCUCCCAAGUCACGGUGGAGAUGCAGUGCGGGUGCAAGGAACAGCUCAAGGAGAACGUCAAGUGCAAGCUUUGCCCGUGGACCGUCGAUCAAUUCGCUUGCAAGUAGCCUCCAGCCCCAGUGGAGGGGGGGCCUCGACUGAGAUCGCGACCCCCACAAAGCUGUUUAGG
Molecule: messenger RNA, 971 nt
Organism: Lethenteron reissneri (Far Eastern brook lamprey)
Lineage: Eukaryota; Metazoa; Chordata; Hyperoartia; Petromyzontiformes; Petromyzontidae
Product: protein Wnt-5b-like
Biological process (GO): cell fate commitment; multicellular organism development; neuron differentiation
Cellular component (GO): extracellular region
Molecular function (GO): cytokine activity; frizzled binding
Source: RefSeq, a predicted model, not a curated record